AUGGCGCCAGCGAACGAGGAAGGGAGCUGCGGAAAGGGGGCAGCGAACCUCCUCCCCCUUUCCUCCGCCAUUGGUGUCGGCCACUUGAAGGACUGUCGGGGCCAAGAAGGCGUCCGGGGCGAACAUGGUGUAGAACUGGGCCACACAAUGCCACAUCUUGAAGAGAACAGGCAAGAAAGUGUGGCAUCACGUGACAAGUAUGAUUCGUUGACAACGAGGCAACUGGCUACCUUGCCUUGCCCAGGAAUCCGUCUGACGCUCACCGAAACUCUGCGUCCUCUGUCGGGCGACCUCCAAGUCCUGGGAGCGGGGCUGGGCGCCGACUAA
Molecule: messenger RNA, 327 nt
Organism: Verticillium dahliae VdLs.17
Lineage: Eukaryota; Fungi; Ascomycota; Sordariomycetes; Glomerellales; Plectosphaerellaceae
Exons: 1
Coding region: 1-327 (108 amino acids)
Source: RefSeq, a predicted model, not a curated record